GAGUAGUCGUCGUUAAUAUUACGGAAGGCAUCUUCAUGCUAUUACUUGAAAUAGUGUAACAAGCAAACCAAAUUUUGGUGGAACAAGGGCAGAAUGGAGAAACACCAAGUGGGAUGUGAAAUUUCAAGGCCACAUGUGGCACUCUAUCCAACUGUGGGUUUGGGCCAUCUGAUUCCCUUCGUUGAGCUUGCAAGAAAGCUCGUUUCCUCCCACGGUUUCGCCGUGACCCUAAUCACACCGUCCUGGAAUGUUUCCCCUUCACAGACUAAAUAUGUUUCAGACCUCCUUUCCUCCAAUCCCAACACGAUCCGUCAAGUAGAGCUUCCACAGAUUCCUUUCGACGAAGAAGACACCAAAGAUGUCGGAAAAUACUUCCUGGAACAAAUAAGCAAGUCCAUGCCUGCGGUGGAACAAAAUCUGAGGAAACUACAACAAUCCAAUGGCCCUUUCUCGCCGGUCUGUGCGUUGAUAUCAGAUUACUUCCAUGUCGAAACUCUGGAAGUGACUGACUGCCUGGGCUUGCCAAAUUAUGUCUUGUUCACAGGUCCUGCGGCCUUCCUCUGUUUCAUGUUGUGUGUCCCUCGCCUUUGUCUCUCUGACGGAAACGAGGCUCCUCCGAUAUCCGUGAAUAUACCGGGCAUGAAGAAGCCCUUCCAUGAGGGCGAUUUUCCAGACAUGUUUCACAAAAAGUCCUCUCCAAUGUUUCAUGGGUUCCUUCGCCUCUGCUCUCCCUUACGAGAGAUGAAAGCCAUUCUCAUCAACACCUUUCACGAUUUGGAAGCAGAUACGAUUCAUGCGUUGCAGUCCGGAAGCGUUGGAGAAAUCGACUUCCUACCGCCGGUACAUGCGAUUGGGCCGAUUAUGCGGUCGAUUGAUCUGCCCCAGGUGGACAAGGAGGGAGAAGAGAGCCUAAAAAUGUGGCUGGAUAGUCGUGCUAAGGCGUCGGUGGUGUUCGCGUCGUUUGGUACAUGGGGGUUAAUGUCGAGAGAACAGUUGACGGAGAUUGCGUUAGGGCUUGAAGCGAGCGGGCUAAACUUUGUUUGGGUUGUGCGGGGAAUUAGAAAUAGUAGUAAUAGUACUCCUAGUUUCAGUUCUGGUUUUGAACGGGAGUUGAGCAACGUUCUUCCUGAGGGUUUCUUGAGCCAUGUUGAGGGGCGGGGACUAGUACUUCCUUCCUGGGCUCCUCAGGUUGCGAUCCUUUCGCAUCCCGCUGUGGGAGCUUUUGUUUCUCAUUGCGGAUGGAAUUCUGUGCUGGAAGCUAUUUCGUUUGGAGUCCCCAUUGUUGCCUGGCCUCUUUAUUCUGAGCAGCGAAUGAAUUGCUUGUUAAUUGUAAAUGAAUGGAUGGUGGGUUUGGAGGCUGUCAAGGGAGCCGAUGGCUUGGUUGGCCGGGCAGAGUUGCAGAGUGUGCUGGAAAAAGUUAUGCACGGAGAAGAGGGGAGAUUGGCGAAGAAGAAUAUGGAAGAGUUGAAUUUGAAAGCGAGAUGGGCAGUCACAGAAAGGGAAGGAAGUUUUGCCAACAUGGAAGCUGCAUUCAGUGGCCUUGUAAUAGCCACCGAAAACCAAACAUAAGAUUGCAGAUUUUAGUAGAAACUGAUGAGCAUUUUGUUAAAAGAAAUUAAUUAGAAGGGUGGACAGAAUUCUGGAGGUUGCUGUUAUGAGAUUUUUAUAAUUGGUUCUUUUUCACAGGCCUUCUGCUCGCGACACAUUCUAUUGGAAUUAUAAUAUCAACCAUCGAUGUCUAUCAGCUAUCCUGUUUCAUCUCCAGUUUCUUAAGUCUCAGUAUGGGUGAUUCCGCUGCUCUGUCCCGUUUUUCUUUUAACUACUCCAUCCAAUGGGUCCUUGUGAUAUGGCUAGCCUCUCCAUCGAAUGGGCUAAUAGUUUACAUUGUUUAUGCAUGGAAGAGUAAGGUGUUUAUCAAAGCAUGGUUCAUCAAGUCAGAGUUAUCGAAGUAUAAGUGCUGAGAGCAAGAUCAUUGAAGUCAACAAUGACAAUUUUAAGCUCAAGCUUGGCAAAUCCAGAAAUCUCUCAAUUAAAAGGUAAAAUUAUGAUUUUUGACCAAUCUCAGUAAAGGCUUUAUUUUGUAUUUGAGACAUAUGACAGCUUGUAGAGAAUGGUUUCUAUGAACCAGUUGAUUCUACCACAUAUAAUGCUUUAUCUUAAACAAUUGAGUAUUUACUUAUUGAUGAUAAAAAAAACUCAGAAGCAAUCAAAUUUUUAAACGUUACAGCAUGAACAGAGUCAAAACAAGCAAUGCAUAUCUUCCAAACAUCAUAUCAAGAAAUAGCCAAGGCUAAAACAAUAAGAUCCAAAAGUCAAGAAAAGAUUUUGAUAUAGAUUUUGAAUGGGUAGAAUCAUUUUAACUCAAGUUAAUAGAUUAGU
Cryptomeria japonica (Japanese cedar) is the source of this 2379-nucleotide messenger RNA. RefSeq names its product hydroquinone glucosyltransferase. The record is from RefSeq and is a predicted model, not a curated record. The coding region runs from base 94 to 1569 and encodes 491 amino acids. Gene Ontology annotation, molecular function: UDP-glycosyltransferase activity. The transcript is spliced from 2 exons. NCBI's taxonomy places the organism in Eukaryota, Viridiplantae, Streptophyta, Pinopsida, Cupressales, Cupressaceae.